Trypanosoma grayi is the source of this 1839-nucleotide messenger RNA. RefSeq names its product putative glucosamine-6-phosphate isomerase, putative,glucosamine-6-phosphate deaminase. The coding region runs from base 1 to 1839 and encodes 612 amino acids. The transcript has a single exon. The record is from RefSeq and is a predicted model, not a curated record. Lineage: Eukaryota; Euglenozoa; Kinetoplastea; Trypanosomatida; Trypanosomatidae.
AUGUCCCACGUGGCGAAGAUGGCUGCAAUUGACCACCACCAAGUGCGGUCAGUCGCCGCACUAACCGUUACGGUUCUGUCGGCUCGUUACGGCGCGCUUCAGUGGAACCGUGCGCUGAAGGAGCUUGCACAAGGACUGCAUAGAUAUCACAGCGUUAGUCCACUCUGUCGCGUUUUUCGGGAGCUCUUUAUCGAUGAAGCGUCCUCUGCCUUGGAGGAUCUUUUCCUCUUCUGUCGGCUUCAACGUGCUGCGGUGAAGCACAGCACGGUGGAGACGCAGAAAGUUAUCCUCCCACCGAUGGAGACAGAGAGUGGCGCACCUCAGUCUAUUUUUCAACAUACAAUUGUGUCGCGUCGCUACUUGAGGCUUCGCUCGCUGACAGCUGCUCUUAGCGACAUGCUCACGGCCGUUAGUGUCCCCGAGCACCGGGAGGUUGGCGUCAUCCGUGUCGUGCGCAAGCGGAGGCUGAAGCCAGCGGAAGUUGUCGGCGUAAAAACAAUAGUGGCAUACUGGAUCGAAGAGGAGUCAUCCAAGAGUGACUCCUUGGCCUUCGACCUCGGGGGCUUCGUCGACAUGCACGAGGUCCUUGCCGUUGUGGUGAAGGCAUUGAGCUCUGCACACCAACAGAUUCCGGUUGCGAGUCGAGGCGCUUGCGAUCCCGUCAAUCGGGAUGACGUAGAUGAGGAAAGCUUGCAGAAGGAAGAGAAAGCGACGGCGGUGUCGAAGGCCAGGAAGAACAACGACGAAAACGAAGAACCGCUUUCAUACGCAGCGCGUGCUCACCUGAUCAUGCAGUCUCGCCCGCAACAGCCAGAGGGUGUAGUACGACCAGCCCAGGCUUCCUAUCGCCCACCACCAGCUGUAGUGAAUUCGGUGCCUCUUUCCGCCAUGAGCCCCAUAAGGUCGGCGUUGCAGGAAGGCAUUGUGGGGACCGGGCGUGUGCCACCUACAACGCUUCACGGAACAAGCGGUGAACGCCACGAGAUGUUCCGAGGUGUGCCAAAAAGUCUUGCCCGUGUCUCUCUUCAGGAAGAGCGCCCUCAGGGCUACUUGAGAAAGCCUCAAAAUGAGGUAAAAAAAGUCGCCGGAUGCACCUCUCUGCAUAAAGGUGGAGAUGAUGCUGCGGCUCACCAACAGGGGACGGUUUCUCGCACAGAGGCUCCGACAUCGCCGGGGCAAAUAUCGGCGGAGCCUGUUAUAGUUAACUUGAACCACGGGCCAGGCGCGGAGAUCGACGAAGCACCACCUCAGCGCAAUGCGACAGAGUCUGUGAACUCUGGUUGUUUGGAUUCACACAAGUAUGGUGGUGGGAGGCAGGCGCAGCAGUACUUGGCUGCCUUGGCCGCCAUCGACGCCGAACUUCAGAGGCGCCGCGAGGUCCUCAAGUCAACUGUCGCAUUUGACCUAUCCACUUGUGACCCUUCACGCGACGUGCCGGUAGGUCCCGAAUCGUCAGCACGCCCAACAGAGAGAACGGUUUUGUGGCGCGAUGAUUGUGAUGCUACAUCUGCCACGCCAAGUGUUGAGCCCACGCCUCAGCGAGCUAUAGGUUCAGGCGAACUCACGCUCUCUGUCACGGCAGCAGACCUUGAGCAACCAAUAGAGUCUUGCGAGCCUCCAGCAAAUGCCAGCACGUUCGGCCACACUACACCCCCUCCGCUUCCCCCGCAGCAUCAACCCAAUUCCAUCCUACUGCCGUCCAAGCACCAGUCGCGGACAAAGCCGGUGGAGAAAUCAGGGGAUGAGAGCAGCGCUACCCAGAGCGACUUUGAAAUGCUAACAGCGGAGGAGCGGUACUUACUGGCUGACCUUAGGCAAGCACUGAGCCGUCAAAAGUAG